AUGGUGGCCGCGGUCUCCAGGCCAGCAGCAACCGGGUCGGCCGUCUCCGCAGUCGCCGCAUUGACCGUCGUCGUCCCCCGAGAGUUUCGCGUGGGUGUUGACAGGUUUCGGAAAGGAGAUGACUGCUUGGAAAAGGAUCAAGCCAAGCACAAGAGUCGCACAAACUUGCAUCUUGAUCGUUGGUGCGGAUUAUUAUCAAUUGUUGGCGUCACCUUCAAUGGUGUGCAGAAAGAGGCCGAAAGGAGAUCGAUGAUGAUUGGCUGGUGUGAUGCGAUUGCGAGCAUGUGGGCGUUCCAAGAGGUACUCAACAAUAACCCCGGGCUCAACAGGGACUUACAAAGAGGCGUUGUAAACUCCUUAUCAAUCAAUCAACCCUUGCCAUACUGCUGA
Molecule: messenger RNA, 390 nt
Organism: Puccinia graminis f. sp. tritici CRL 75-36-700-3
Lineage: Eukaryota; Fungi; Basidiomycota; Pucciniomycetes; Pucciniales; Pucciniaceae
Exons: 2
Coding region: 1-390 (129 amino acids)
Source: RefSeq, a predicted model, not a curated record